Molecule: messenger RNA, 1774 nt
Organism: Contarinia nasturtii (swede midge)
Lineage: Eukaryota; Metazoa; Arthropoda; Insecta; Diptera; Cecidomyiidae
Product: ATP-binding cassette sub-family A member 3-like
Exons: 6
Coding region: 11-1660 (549 amino acids)
Biological process (GO): lipid transport; transmembrane transport
Cellular component (GO): intracellular membrane-bounded organelle; membrane
Molecular function (GO): ATP hydrolysis activity; ATP binding; ABC-type transporter activity
Source: RefSeq, a predicted model, not a curated record
GAUUUUUGCAAUGCGACAAAAGUAUUGGUCAACAGAAGAAGAAUUGAGGCCUUUGUUCCCGAUUUUUGGUCUUUUCGGCCUAUCAUCAUUAGCUAUCACGUAUGUCACAUCCCGUUUAUUUUCAAAUGCAUCAUACGGUUUUGUCAGUUUGACAAUAUUCUUUCUGCUCACUGGUACGACUUUAUUCAAAUUGAUUUCAAUUUUAAUGUUUCCGAUUUUAAAUCUAAUUGAAAUCGCAAACCAGUUAAAAGAAGUCUUUCUCAUAUUUCCACACUACGCAUUGGCCUAUAGCUUAUAUAACGUGAAUAAUUUCCGGAUUUCUAAUGAAGUGUGCCUUCUGAAUUUGUCAAGAUUACAAAAAAUGUCAAAGAAUGGAACAACGGACAUUGGUUGCAAUGCCAUCAAGUGUGAUGGAAAUAUUUACGACUGGGAUGAGCCGGGAAUUGGUCGCAGUCUCACAUACAUGACAUUAAUUGCUGUUAUUUUCAUUACUAUUCUAUGGAUUAUCGAAUAUCGAAUUAUUCCGAUCAUUUUUCAUCAUUUUGCCGGGCUUACACAAAAUGUACCGCCACUUUUAGUCACCAAUACAAUUGAUAGCAAUGUGAUAAAUGAGAAAAUCAAAGUGAACGCAAUGACAUCAACUGAUUUAAAGAGCAAUAAUUUGGUACUUCGUAAUCUUAGUAAAUAUUAUGGACAAUUCAAGGCUGUUAAUGGAAUAAGCGUUGCGGUCAAAAGACAGGAAUGUUUCGGUCUGCUUGGCGUGAAUGGUGCGGGCAAAACUACCACAUUUAAAAUGAUAACUGGUGACACAUCCAUUUCAAGUGGAGAUGCUUUUAUCAAUGGAAUGAAUUUAAAAAAGGACUUGGAUGAAGUACAUAAAUUAAUAGGAUACUGCCCGCAAUUCGAUGCUUUGCUUGACAAUCUCACCGGAACGCAAACACUGGAAAUCUUUGGUUUGCUGCGCGGUUAUCGAAGGAAAGAUAUUUCUGCCAUGAGCGAUCGAUUGGCCGAAAGAUUGAACUUCACCAAGCACAUUGACAAAGUGAUCAAAAGCUAUUCAGGUGGCAACAAAAGAAAACUCAGCACGGCUAUCGCUUUGAUGGGCACACCAUCCGUAGUAUAUUUGGACGAACCAAGUUCCGGUAUGGACCCCGGUAGCAAAAAAAAUCUUUGGGAUUUUGUGUCACAAGUGCGUAAUUCAGGAACAUCAAUUGUACUCACGUCGCAUAGCAUGGAAGAGUGUGAGGCACUUUGUAACCGAAUUGCAAUUAUGGUGAACGGUGAAUUCAAGUGUCUGGGAUCGGCACAACAUUUGAAGAGUCAAUUUUCAAAAGGAUUCAUACUCACAAUUAAAAUACGUUUAAGUGAAGAUCAAAUUGAAAGGAGCGAACAAAUAAGCCGAAUCAACUAUUUCAUUCACGAUCAAUUCCCUGGUGCAUAUCUGAAAGAGCAAUAUCAAGGAUUAUUAACGUUUUACCUGCCACACACGAGCGAAUUGAAAUGGUCCACAUUGUUUGAUUACAUGGAAAAUGUGAAAAGAGAACUGGGCGUCGAGGAUUAUACGAUAAGUCAAACUACACUUGAACAAGUGUUCUUAUCAUUUGCAAGAACUCACUAUAAACGGUGCCAAAAUAUUUCACAACAACCAAAAACGCCUUGAUGUUCAACUCUUUUAUUUAUUUCUUGUUUAGUUGAUAAGUAUUGUUUUAUUUUAAUUUUGAUAAUUAAAAACAAAAAUUGAUGAAAAAAAGACUGCGUUUAGCAUGAAACACAA